GCCAAUCAGAGCCCGACACGGCGGAGGUUCUGUGUCUUUUUUGAGCCCAAGAUUUGUUCAUGUGUGAGCGGUAUAAGGAAUCGAGAGCUGAUUCAGCGAAGAGAUAGGUUUGCGGAUGGUGGUAACAUCAAAGAUGAUAAACUUAAUAGGUACGGUGGCCUGUACGUUGUUUCUGACUGUGAAUGGUUUUUACUCAUCAAGUGAUGAUGUUGUUGAAUUAACUCCGGCAAACUUCAACAGAGAAGUUUUACAGAGCGACAGCUUAUGGCUGGUAGAGUUCUAUGCUCCGUGGUGUGGUCAUUGUCAAAGCCUUACCCCACACUGGAAGAAGGCAGCCACAGCUUUAAAAGGUGUAGUCAAAGUUGGUGCAGUGGAUGCAGAUCAGCACAAGUCUCUGGGUAGUCAGUAUGGCAUUCGGGGGUUUCCUACAAUCAAAAUCUUUGGGUCCAAUAAGAACAAGGCAGAGGAUUAUCAAGGUGCAAGGAACAGCCAAGCCAUUGUCGAUUCAGCCCUGAAUUCCCUCCGGUCAAUGGUGAAGGAAAGGCUUGAUGGAAAAAGCAGUGGCUCUGAUCAAGGAAGACAGAGCAGUGGAGGCAGGAAAGAUGUCGUUGAUCUGACUGAUGACGACUUUGAUAAAAAGGUUUUGAACAGUGACGACAUCUGGUUGGUGGAGUUCUAUGCACCUUGGUGUGGCCAUUGUAAAAACCUUGAACCAGAGUGGGCAGCUGCAGCAUCUGAAGUGAAAGAACAGACGAAAGGCAAAGUGAAGCUUGGAGCAGUAGAUGCAACAGUGCAUCAGAUGCUAGCUAGUAGAUAUGGGAUUCAAGGAUUUCCUACUAUUAAAGUGUUCCGUAAAGGAGAGCAGCCAGAGGACUAUGAAGGUGGGCGAUCCAGAGCUGACAUUGUUGCUCGUGCUCUUGAUCUGUACUCGGACAACACAGCACCACCUGAGCUGCUGGAGAUCCUUAAUGGAGACAUUUUGAAGAAGACCUGUGAAGAUUAUCAGCUCUGUAUCAUUGCGGCUCUACCUCACAUCCUGGACACAGGAGCUUCUGGCAGAAAUGCUUACCUGAAAGUGAUGAUGAAAAUGGCUGAAAAAUACAAGAAGAAGAUGUGGGGGUGGCUGUGGACGGAGGCUGGAGCCCAAAUGGAUCUUGAGCAAUCUCUGGGGAUUGGAGGCUUUGGAUACCCAGCCAUGGCAGCGAUCAACUAUAGAAAAAUGAAAUUUGCCCUUUUGAAAGGGUCCUUCAGUGAACAGGGAAUUCACGAGUUUCUCAGGGAUCUUUCAAUGGGCCGUGGAUCAACAGCUACUGUGGGUGGAGGUGCACUUCCAAACAUUAAUUCAGUCGAGCCUUGGGAUGGCAAAGAUGGAGAGCUUCCUGUAGAGGAUGACAUUGACCUGAGUGACGUGGAGCUGGAUGAUCUUGGAAGAGAUGAGUUAUGAGAAUACCAAGUCUGAUUUAUUCACUUAUUGAUAAAAAAAAAAAAAAAAAAAACUGACCAAAAAAAAACUGACCCUUUUAUCAUCUUUCAGUCAAACUGAUUCAUCAUGGGAUUAGUAAAUCCAAAACCAGUGGCGGCCUUUGAGAAAGAUUCUAGCACUUUGCUUCUUUCUUGUGGACGAGUUACCAAGAUAAAGAAUACUCAAAUUCCAUGAACCCUACUGUCCACGUGUUCAAGAAGCAGCACUGUUGGAUUUUCGAAUAGUCUUAUACAUUGACUUAUGAAUCCAGUUUAUUGUACACGGUGUGGCUGGGUGACAAACAUCCUUCUUGCAUGUAUCUAAUUUCUCCAACCAUAACUUUAUACUGUCAUUUAUAUUUUCUAGUAAUAGGAGGCCUCAAACUUAAAUGUGUGUUUUUCAAUUAAUAUGUGGUCAGUAAAAGAUAGCGGGGGAUUUGGGUAUUCUUGUACAUUUGUUACACCACCUUUUAACUCUUGUUUUGUUUAAUAUUGUUUGAUGGGUUGGGAGGGUUCUUGUCAUGGUAACUGAGAAGGUUAGAGCUGAGAUUAAGAACAAAAUAGACUGGUUGGUGCAAGUGCUAGCCGGGGUCUACACAGUGGAGAUAGAUGGCCCAAGUGGUUGUUAAGCUUUCAAGAAACACAUGGAAACAGUCUGUGGUCUGUGGGUGUGUGAGAAUGGAACAAAGAUAAGAGUAAAAAGUAUAUAUUUUGCUUGCCCUGUCCACUCGGCAAAGAUUUAGUUGAUUUGUGGUGUUGCAGACUCACCACAUGCAGGUGACCGUAUUUUGUUUGCAACUGUGUACCCUUGAAAAAUUUGCUGUAAAACAAAGACCUGGAACAUACAUUUUAUUAAAACGGACUGUCAGAUUAUAUUAGGGGCUUGCCUAAUGAACCUGUUUAUGUUUGCAAAGUCAGGCACAUACCUUACAUUUGCUAAUUGAUAGUUGCUUUUUGCUAUUUCAAUUUGGUCUGGGAAUAAAAACGAGUUUAACUUGA
This is a messenger RNA of Acipenser ruthenus (sterlet), 2460 nucleotides long. Its product is annotated as protein disulfide-isomerase A6-like. The record is from RefSeq and is a predicted model, not a curated record. The transcript has 13 exons. Gene Ontology annotation, biological process: response to endoplasmic reticulum stress. NCBI's taxonomy places the organism in Eukaryota, Metazoa, Chordata, Actinopteri, Acipenseriformes, Acipenseridae. Gene Ontology annotation, cellular component: endoplasmic reticulum lumen. Bases 116 to 1444 code for a protein of 442 amino acids. Gene Ontology annotation, molecular function: protein disulfide isomerase activity; protein-disulfide reductase activity.